Ceraceosorus guamensis is the source of this 762-nucleotide messenger RNA. RefSeq lists its product as hypothetical. Bases 1 to 762 code for a protein of 253 amino acids. The transcript has 9 exons. NCBI's taxonomy places the organism in Eukaryota, Fungi, Basidiomycota, Exobasidiomycetes, Ceraceosorales, Ceraceosoraceae. The record is from RefSeq and is a predicted model, not a curated record.
AUGUUUUCGCUUUUGGGCGGGGUCUUUUUCACCCUGCUGAUGGUGGCAACAGACAUUGCGCGUGCGAAUCCAUACCCGUACGGCUUCACCGACAUGUCCAUCCUUCAGUCGUGCUGUACGACUCUUCGGAUGAGCCGACCUGUCGAGGUCUCGUGGCAGCUCACGAUUGUUGGGUUGCAGAAUGCUUCAAACAGUCAGGCGGUGGUCACGCUGCCUUUGACGCUCUCAUCGAAUCUGAUCGACCUGGAAUCGCCUGGGCGGAAUGCAGCAACUGUCAACCCUGCUCUCGACCAGUGCCAUAUCGGACUGGACCGCGUCACUCUUUCUGACGAGCUGAACAAAAAUGGAAAGGUGACGACUGCCAUUGGUGUCCAGAAAGUACUUCGGAACCAGCAUCUUGCAAACCGAUCCGCCCUUUCGAGCACCAUGAAGUCCUCCAACCUCUGUGCACUUCUUGUGGCUAUGACCGCGCUUCCAUGCAGCAAGUCGAUCAGCAUUUUGCCGAGGGACGGGUACCCUGAUGGAUUCACUGCCAAGUCAAUACUCAUAUCGACCGCCUCCGCCAACAAUCAGGACUGUGUGGGCGAUCGCGCUUACAGUUGUUGGACCUACACAUGCUUCGAAAAGUCUGGCGCUCGCUCGCAAAUCAGUGAUUUGCAGGCAUCCGGUGCCGGUUCGUGGGCAGAGUGCAGCAGCCCCACCGAUGACUGGACACGGACUGUGCAGCAGUCUUUGGGAUUUCCCAAGAUCAGAGAUAAUUGA